CCGAAGAGGCCCCAGCUCCCAAGGGGCUGAGAAGCUGGAGCAUUGGUGAGGGGGGGAGGAGCCGAACCAGAUUCUUGCAAGACCCCCACCCCCCAGGAAGCAUGAACAGGAAGGACAGCAAGAGGAAGUCCCACCAGGAAUGCUCCGGGACGACAGGAGGCCGGGGCCGGCCCCGACAGGCCCGGCGCCACAAGACGUGCCCCAGCCCGCGGGAAAUCAGCAAGGUCAUGGCCUCCAUGGCCCUGGGCAUGCUCAACGAGGGCGGCUGCAGCGAGGACGAGCUGCUGGAGAAAUGCAUCCAGUCCUUCGACUCAGCUGGCAGCCUGUGCCGCGGGGACCACAUUCUCAACAUGGCGCUGGCCAUGCACAGCUGGGUGCUGCCUUCUGCCCACCUUGCUGCCCGUCUGCUGACCUUGUACCAGGAGGCCACAGGGAACAAGCAGGAACUGAGGCGGCUGCAGAUCUGUCACCUGGUCAGGUACUGGCUCACCCAGCACCCUGAGACGGUGCACCAGGAGCCCCAGUUAGAAGAAGUGAUAGGCCGCUUCUGGGCUGCAGUGGAGCAGGAGGGCAACGCGGCCCAGAGGAGCCUGGGAGACCCCUCCAACCUCCUGAGCCCCGGCGGCCCUGGCCCCCCAACCCCCAUGAGCAGCCCAGGCCUGGGCAAAAAGCGCAAAGUGUCCUUGCUGUUUGACCAUCUGGAGACCGGGGAGCUGGCCCAGCACCUCACUUACCUGGAGUUCCGGUCCUUCCAGGCUAUCACGCCCCAGGACCUGCGGGGCUACGUUUUGCAGGGCUCCGUGCGGGGCUGCCCGACCCUGGAGGGCUCCGUAGGGCUCAGCAACAGUGUGUCCCGCUGGGUGCAGGUCAUGGUGCUGAGCCGCCCCGGGCCGGCACAGCGCGCGGAGGUGCUGGACAAGUUCAUCCACGUGGCACAGAGGCUGCACCAGCUGCACAAUUUCAACACGCUGAUGGCGGUCACGGGGGGCCUGUGUCACAGCGCCAUCUCCAGACUCAAGGACUCCCACGCCCACCUGAGCCCUGACAGCACCAAGGCCCUGCUGGAGCUGACAGAGCUCCUUGCCGCCCACAACAACUACGCCCAGUACCGGCGCGCCUGGGCCGGCUGCACCGGCUUCCGGCUGCCCCUCCUGGGGGUGCACCUCAAGGACCUCGUGUCCCUGCACGAGGCCCAGCCCGACAGGCUGCCUGACGGCCGCCUGCACCUGCCCAAGCUCAACAGCCUCUACCUGCGGCUGCAGGAGCUGGCCGCCCUGCAGAGGCAGCGCCCGCCCUGCAGCGCCAACGAGGACCUGCUGCACCUGCUCACGCUUUCCCUGGAUCUCUUCUACACGGAGGACGAGAUCUAUGAGCUUUCCUAUGCCCGGGAGCCCCGCUGUCCCAGAAGCCUGCCACCCUCCCCCUUCAAAGCGCCCCUGGUGGUGGAGUGGGCCCCUGGCGUGACUGCCAAGCCUGACAGAGUCACCCUGGGUCGGCAUGUGGAGCAGCUGGUGGAGUCUGUGUUCAAGCAUUAUGACUCCGAAGGCCGCGGAACCAUCUCCCGGGAGGACUUCGAGCGUCUCUCAGGCAACUUCCCCUUUGCCUGCCACGGGCUUCACCCGCCCCCGUGCCAGGGGAGUGGUACCUUCAGCCGAGAGGAGCUGACGGGGUACCUGCUGCGGGCCAGCGCCAUCUGCUCCAAGCUGGGCCUGGCCUUCCUGCACACCUUCCACGAGGUCACCUUCCGCAAGCCCACCUUCUGUGACAGCUGCAGCGGCUUCCUCUGGGGUGUCACCAAGCAAGGCUACCGCUGUCAGGACUGUGGGCUGUGUUGCCACAAACACUGCCGAGACCAAGUGAAGGUGGAAUGUAAGAAGAGGCCAGGGGCCAAGGGUGACAUGAGCUCCCCAGAAGCCCCCAUCCCACCCACACCAGCUCCCCAUGCCAGCUGUGCAGGCUCCGAGGACCACCUCUCCUACACACUGUCCCUGGAAGCCGAGACGGGGCGCCGCCUCCGCCACGCGUGGACCCAGACGGAGCCCCCACACCCUUCCUGGGAACCCAAGCUGGUCCCCCUCCCGGCGAUGGCCUCACCACCCACGCAGUCCUCCAAGCCGGACUCCUAGACCUGCCUCGGUCGCUUCUCUCUCCCCUCCCCUGGAUCAGGGCUGAGUCCUGUCACUGGGCCUCCAGCAGAAUCCCACGGGCAUCGCGGGCGUCCCACCACACUGCCUUCGUGGAGGCAUCCACCAUCUCUCACUCUGAAAGUCACUUUCUUCUUUUGCAUCAGAGCGGCUAUUAAUUGUACCCCUUUCUCCCGCACCGAGGAUCUGUGCGGCUCCAUGUUGGGUGCGUUUAGACUUAGGCACCAUCUCACCGACUCCUUAAAUCUCCGUUUUGCAGAUGAGGAAGCUGAGGCCCAGUGAGGUUAAGCUGCCCACAGAGGCAGGACUCAAAACCAGGUCUUCGUUUGCCUCUACAACAUCAGUUCCUGCCUGGUGUGCUACACUGACAGCGUGGGUCAGGAGCGGGAGGGGACAUGCUGGGCAGAGUUCCAAACUCUGGGGCUUCAGAGACAGGAGAGACGGCUAGAGAAGGGGUGAACAGGGACCCUGCGGACACCUGAGCCGUCCAGUGGCUCCAUCUCUCUCAGGGGGAAAGCCAGAGUCCUCCCAGUGGCCCACCCAACACCACCUGACCACCUCCUACCUCUCCAACCUCACCUCCACCACUCACAUCCUCACUCAUCCUUCUUCCGCCAUACUGGGCUUGGUGGUCCCUGAACAUGCCAAAAAUCCUACCUCAGGGCCUUUGCACUGGCUGUUCCCUCAGCCUGGAACGCUCUUCACCAGAGGACCACAGGGCUCCCUCUUUGGGACUUAGCUCAAGUGUCACCUUCUCAGUGAGGCCUCCUCAAUGAUGCUCAAAGUUGCCAUCCUCCCACAGUGCCGAUCCUGCCUUCCAGUUUUAUUUCUCUCCAAAGUCUUUUCCCCACGUGACAAACUAUCUUUUUUACCUGUUUCUCCGGUCGAAUGUCUGCCCCUCCUCCCCAGAAAUGGCAGCUCCGGGAGAGCAGGGGUUCAUCAUCUGUAUCUUUCCCCACUGCAUCCCCAGUGCCUAGAACAGGGCUGGCACCUGGUGGGCCCCUGAUAAGUGUUUGUCCGAUGCUGCGUGUCUGAUGCUGCGUG
Messenger RNA from Equus quagga, 3188 nucleotides. RefSeq names its product RAS guanyl releasing protein 4 (gene RASGRP4). The coding region runs from base 102 to 2126 and encodes 674 amino acids. Gene Ontology annotation, biological process: positive regulation of GTPase activity; Ras protein signal transduction. The transcript has 17 exons. Gene Ontology annotation, molecular function: calcium ion binding; guanyl-nucleotide exchange factor activity. Gene Ontology annotation, cellular component: plasma membrane. Lineage: Eukaryota; Metazoa; Chordata; Mammalia; Perissodactyla; Equidae. The record is from RefSeq and is a predicted model, not a curated record.